Rhineura floridana is the source of this 1751-nucleotide messenger RNA. RefSeq names its product glutamyl-tRNA amidotransferase subunit C (gene GATC). Lineage: Eukaryota; Metazoa; Chordata; Lepidosauria; Squamata; Rhineuridae. The coding region runs from base 16 to 522 and encodes 168 amino acids. The transcript is spliced from 4 exons. Gene Ontology annotation, biological process: glutaminyl-tRNAGln biosynthesis via transamidation; regulation of translational fidelity; mitochondrial translation. Gene Ontology annotation, cellular component: glutamyl-tRNA(Gln) amidotransferase complex; mitochondrion. Gene Ontology annotation, molecular function: glutaminyl-tRNA synthase (glutamine-hydrolyzing) activity. The record is from RefSeq and is a predicted model, not a curated record.
GCUCGGACCUGGGCAAUGACGCCACUUCCGCUUUUGCGGCCAGGCGGUAGCUCGGUGACGACGCGCUUCCGGAGCGCCGCAGGCAUGUGGGCUCGUCGAGUCACUUGCUUCUUCCGCGCGGGUUUUUGCUCUAGGGGUGGAUUUCCCGAAGAGAUCCCUUCCAAGCCGAGUGGGGAACUAGGACCUCCCCGGAAAAAAGUAACUUUGGAAUUGCUGGAUCACCUGGAGCGCCUGGCACUUGUUGAUUUCCGCAAUUGGGAAGAUGUGGAGCGUUUGGAGAAAGCAAUUGAAUUUACUGAGAAACUCCACACAGUUAAUACAGACGGGGUAGAGCCAAUGGAUUCAGUCCUAGAAGACAGGUGUCUCUACCUCAGGGAAGAUAACAUCACAGAAGGCAACUGUGCAGAGGAGCUACUGAAGAAUGCCAAGCACGCUGUUGAAGAAUAUUUUGUAGCUCCACCAGGUAACAUCCCUUUACCGAAGCUGGAAGACAGAGAAACUUUUCUGCAGAAAGAGUCCUAGGCAGAAGAUCUGCAUCAGAUGUCACCACAGACUUUAGCUAGAGUUUAAUCCAUGAAGCUGCAUCUGGGUAAACCUUUACCAUACCUGGUACACAACUUGUUUUCACCCUGAAAUGACUGCCAUUUCUAUACUGCUUAGUCUAUCAUUGACUCUUGCAAAUUAUUCUUGAACUUGUCAUCUGUGUUUACAACUCUUGAUAAGGUUAACUUAAGUGUACUUAAACCUAUUUAUUUCAUUUGGGCUUGGAUGUACCAAAACCCAUUUUUAUUGUGGCCAAAAGAUUUUAACAACCUUAAUCAACCCUCUUAAAUUGUGAAGAGGCAAUGGGUCCAGAAAAAUGGGAAAUUAUAGAAAGCCUGCGUAUUUCCCCAUGGGAUCUGGUGGACAUUGGCCUGAUCCAGGAUGCUGUUCUAAUGUUUUUAUGACUUUGGAGAAAAUAUGACUUUAAAAAAACAGAUGGAAGAGCUUGGCAAAUGUUCAAACUCCAUCAUUUUGAAUCUCCCCAAAUGUAAAUUAAAAGGAGAGGUACCACUGCAAGACCAGGUGCCUGGCAUUAUUCAGUGUUGUGUGCUGCAAUUACCAGCCUGAAAUAUUUGGGGAGUAGGCUCUCAAGGGGUAACAAAAGGUUGUCUCACUGGUGGCCAGCAUGUUUGAUAUAGACUUGUAAGAGGGGAGAUACAGACUGAUAGCACUUUUUCCCUACCUAAAUCAAGAGGUACACUGGGGUAGUCCACAUCUCUCAAGACAUGGGAGAAAUAUUGGUGUUAUGUUUAAUGGUACCAGAAAUUCAGGGAACAAAUUGAAUUGACAGCACGGCUUCACAGAUGGAUAAACAUGAAGUAGCCAGUAUUUCAAUAAAAAACACUAAAAGUUGUGAGACACAGACAAUAGGAAAUUAGUAAAACAUGGGGCUCCUCCUUUAGAAGAUGGGUCUAUUUUCCAGGUACAGACAUUUGUAAUAGGUAUGUUGUUCCAAAAUAUCCUUGUAACAGAAUGUUGCUGCUUAGCUAAUUCAUGGGCUCAUAGUUGGAUACAUACAAUGUGGUUGCUAGAAUAUCAAUAUUUGGCUUAGGAGGGAAAUAAAAAGCCACUGUGGCACAUUAUCCUUGCUUACCAAUCAGCGAAGUAUGUACUGGCCAUUUUUAAAUUGGCACUGAAUUCAUGCUUCAGAAAAGGAAGUGAGAUUGAGUAUCCUACUGAACUGUAUCUAAUAAACACACUUUAUUGAA